AUGGCAAGGCAUUGCUCUACCCUUACUGCCUUGUACAACAAGGCGGUCAACUUCAACGUAGAGUCAUUGUUCUCCCGUCAUCCUGGCCCAGGUAUCCCUCGCACCGUCUUCUUUAACCAGAAUCUCCCAGAUAGUUACUUCGAUCCAAAGGGAAAGCCAAAGAAAGAGCAUGUCUACCCCACUAAUCAGGUCAUCUCAUCCAAGUACACAAUCAUAACAUUUCUGCCCAGAAACCUCCUAGAACAGUUCAGGCGAAUAGCGAACAUCUUCUUUGCAUUCAUAGCAAUCCUACAGUUUUUUCCCGAGUUUUCUACCAUAUCUCCAGGUCUGGUAGUCAUACCCAUCCUCAUCGUCCUUAGUAUCACCGCUAUAAAGGAUGGCUACGAGGACGUCAAGCGUCACCAGUCAGACCGUCACGUCAACCACUCUCAGGUUCGCGUCCUUGCAGGUGGCGAUUGGGUUAACCCGAAUAUCAACGGUAGAAAAAGUCGAACCUUCGUCAGGGGUAUCGUCCCAAAACGCCGUCCAAAACGAAAAGAUGUCGAGGAAGGUGAUGCAACCAAGCAGGAUCCCAAUAUCGAGUACGACCAUACGGAUUCCAUGGAGGAGGGCGAACACCAUCUAUUUGGCCAUGCCGGCGAAAAUAUUAGGCCCCACUGGCACAAGACAAUGUGGGAGGAUAUUCGGGUUGGCGACUUUGUCAAGAUCAUGAACAAUGAGCCUAUUCCGGCUGAUCUCCUCAUAUGCGCCACCUCCGAGGAGGAGAACGUGGCAUUUGUAGAGACGAAGAACCUUGAUGGGGAGACGAAUCUCAAGUCCAGAAAUGCAUGUCCUGCCCUUACUGACCUCCACACUGCUGCCGCUUGUGUUUCCGAUCUCAAUGCAUUCUCUAUCGAUUGCGAUCGACCGGACACCAACAUGUACAGAUUCAAUGCUACCGUUACCCGCAACGGAGAAAAGUCCCCAGUGGACUUGCAGACCGUUCUUCUUCGUGGCACGGUACUCCGGAACACUGAUUGGGUCAUUGGCGUUGUUCUUUUCACUGGCGUUGAGACAAAGAUUGUUCUUAAUUCCGGUGGCACGCCCAGUAAGCGGAGUCGAGUGGAGAAGCAGAUCAACCCUCAGGUCUUGGCGAAUCUAGCUAUUCUGGCUAUUAUGGCAGUCGUGUGUGGCAUCGCUGAUUCCACGAUCGAAGCGGUUAAAUAUCCGGAGGGUGCCCCUUGGCUAUACGAUGAUGACAAGUCCAAUGAUAACCCAAAGAUCAACGGACUAAUCACUUGGGCGUUUGCGUUGAUCACGUUCCAAAAUAUUGUACCCAUAUCACUGUACAUCUCAAUAGAGUUCGUGAAGACGUGUCAGGCGCUCUUCAUCUAUUUCGAUUACGACAUUUUCUACGCAAAGAAGAACCAACCGACCAUCGCCCGAAGUUACAACUUGUCCGAUGAUCUUGGGCAGAUAGAGUACAUAUUUUCAGACAAGACCGGUACUCUGACACAGAAUUCGAUGGUCUUUAGAGAGUGUUCCAUCGCAGGAACGGUUUAUCACGGCGAUCCUGAAGAGGAUGACGAAGACGAAGACAUCAAGAAAACAGGGAACAGUAAGGAAAUCAUUCGUGAAACCAGCAACGACUCCUCCUAUGCUUCGACCUCCGUGCGCGGGGAUGAUCCGGCCGCUCCAUCUACUCCGGAUGCCACUGUUGUCAAACUGUCUAGUGGGGUCCUCAAGCAUUUCAGGGAUGAGCGCCUCUCGCAAGAUCUCGCACGUGCAGUAGAAGCCGAGCCAGAUUCAGAAAACGCUGCACAAGCACGCUCGCUUAAUGGCUUUUUCUCCGUCUUGGCACUUUGUCAUACUGUUCUCACUGCUGUCGACCCUGUGACGGGCGCCAUUGAGUACAAAGCGCAGUCGCCUGACGAAGCUGCCCUCGUUCAAGCUGCCGCGGACGUCGGCUUCAUCUUUCGCGGACGUGAGAAGGAGAUAUUACUUUUGCAAACGCCUUUCUCGAAGGAGACAGAGCGGUAUGAACUGCUUGAUAUCCUGGAGUUCACAAGCGCACGAAAGCGGAUGAGCGUCAUCGUCAAGAAACUGGAUGAAGAAGAUGGGAGGCUGUUCUUGCUUACGAAAGGCGCGGAUAACGUCAUCUUUGAGCGGCUCAAGGCUGGUGGAGAUGAUUUGAAACGGACGACUGAGGCGCAUCUGGAGGACUUUGCGAAUGCUGGGUUGAGGAACGUUGACUCUGGCAUACAAGAUGAUGAGUACGAGGCCUGGUCUGAGCGUUACCAUGAAGCUUCUACUGCCCUGGAAGAUCGUGAAGACAAAGUCGAGGCGGUUUGUAAUGAGAUGGAGCGCGAGCUGCGACUGCUUGGUGCCACUGCUAUCGAAGAUCGUCUCCAGGAUGGCGUGCCAGAAACGAUCGCUGAUCUCAAGGUCGCUGGAAUCAAGAUCUGGGUCGCUACCGGUGAUAAGCUGGAGACUGCCAUUGCUAUCGGGCGCAGUACAAAUCUCAUCGCCGAUGAGUCCAAUAUCAUCAUCAUCCGCGGUAACGACCGCCCAGUUGAACACCAGAUGAUUCAGGCGGUAGAGGAAUUCUUUCCGGAUAGCGGCAUCCUCGACGAACAUAACAUCGUGGCUUCUCCAUCUAAAUCACCAUCAACGGAAUCAGCUAGUGCUAUUCCUAUGCGGAGGCUAAGCAUUGGAGUCCGUGAUAUCGUCGGAGAUGACAACGGUGAUCGACCUGGAGGAUUUGUACUUGUCAUUGAUGGAGCUGCACUAGACCACGCCCUUCCGAAUGACGAGUACAAGGCUCUUCUUCUCCGUCUUGCUACCCAAUGCGAAGGCGUCAUCUGUUGUCGUGUUUCUCCGCUGCAGAAAGCGCUUGUGGUGAAGAUGGUCAAGGACGGUCUUCGCGUGAUGACUCUUGCUAUUGGUGAUGGCGCGAACGAUGUCAGCAUGAUCCAGGCUGCGGACGUUGGUGUCGGCAUUAGUGGUGAAGAGGGUCUGCAAGCUGUCAACUCGUCGGACUAUGCUAUCGCACAGUUCCGGUUCCUCAAGAAAUUGCUUCUUGUCCACGGUCACUGGUCUUAUGCUCGUAACGGGAUUAUGAUUGUCAACUUUUUCUAUAAGAAUAUUGUGUGCAUUGGUGUUCUGUGGUGGUUCCAGAUCUAUUGUGGCUGGAGUUCAGCUUACGCAUUCGAGUAUACUUAUCUGUUAUUCUGGAACUCGUUCUGGACGAUUGCUCCUGUCCUCGGAAUCGGUCUGUUCGAUCGGAUAGUUGAUGCCGACGUUCUGAUGGCCUUCCCUGAAUUGUAUCGCUAUGGUCGCGAACGGACUUGGUUCUCUAUGAGAUCGUUCCUCAUCCACAUGAUUGAUGGAGUCGUACAGUCUGUUCCCAUAUACUUUAUCAUCACCUAUACAUACUUCACGACUACUUCUCGUACUGAUGGAUAUAGCAUCGAAUUGUACGAGUAUUCGACAACCAUGGUUUUUGCCACCGUUGUAGCUGUCAGCUUGUUCAAUGGCCUGAACACGAAUGUCUGGACUGCCUGGGUCUUCUUUGCUGUUUUCAUCGGUAUCAUUAUUCUCUGGUUAUUCACGGUUGUCUACGAUGCAAUUAGCCCGGGAUGGACAGUGACUAACGUCUAUGGCAACAAUUACUACCUGUUCACGUCGGCCUACUUCUGGUUGAGUCAACCCCUCGUCAUCGCCAUCGCUCUUCUUCCAAGAUACCUAUAUCGAGCAUGGCAAUUUGGCUAUGCACCUGGGGACCUAGAGAUGCUACGCUACAUCCGGAAGACACGACCUGAUCUUGACUUGGCAACACUCCGAAGUGAAUCAAUGCGCUCCAAACCGUAUGCGUCUUCAAGACGGCGUCCGUCCUCACACAUGUCACGAGCGUCGAUUGCUUGUUCCAGCGCCGAUAAUUUAUCAUUGGAUUUACGACCAACACAAGAUCCUCGCGGUGCGAGCCGAACAGACAUGUCCACUGGUAUUCGCUCCGUACACCGCGGAUUUGACUUUGCGACGGAAGAAGGUGGCGUCGCAAUGCGACGCAUGCAAACCAAUCUGUCAGAGCGGAGACAGAGUAGCCGUAACCUGCCUUCACUACGACAGAGUUCGCAGAAGCGCAGCAUACGCUUGUUCUCCUCUCUGCGCCGCAAAAGGUCGCCUACUCCUAAGAAGGACGACUGA
Molecule: messenger RNA, 4185 nt
Organism: Suillus bovinus
Lineage: Eukaryota; Fungi; Basidiomycota; Agaricomycetes; Boletales; Suillaceae
Exons: 14
Coding region: 1-4185 (1394 amino acids)
Biological process (GO): phospholipid translocation
Cellular component (GO): plasma membrane
Molecular function (GO): ATP hydrolysis activity; magnesium ion binding; ATPase-coupled intramembrane lipid carrier activity
Source: RefSeq, a predicted model, not a curated record